AUGCGAAAGAUCUCAGAUCCGAGUCUUAAGGGAAUAGGUACUCAUGCCGAGAUGACGAGUGACGUGGAUGUGGGAAGACCGGCGGCAAUUAGCAAGAUUGAGGAAGAUCCCCUCACAAAUGGUACAGUCGAGGCUUCAGAGGAGAACAGUAACGUCCUGGCAACAGCUGAGCUUCAGAGUACACUCGAAAACCUUCGGGACAUGCUGGUCAAUAACGCCGCGCAGACUCUUACUGAUCCGAUAUCGGCUAAGCAGACCAUACAGAACAAGGUGAAACGGCAAACGUUACUAGGCGACGCAAAUUCUGCAAUUGAGAAUGGUUGUCAAGCCACAGUAACAGGAGAUUAG
Molecule: messenger RNA, 348 nt
Organism: Letharia lupina
Lineage: Eukaryota; Fungi; Ascomycota; Lecanoromycetes; Lecanorales; Parmeliaceae
Exons: 2
Coding region: 1-348 (115 amino acids)
Source: RefSeq, a predicted model, not a curated record